This is a messenger RNA of Spirodela intermedia, 5399 nucleotides long. Lineage: Eukaryota; Viridiplantae; Streptophyta; Magnoliopsida; Alismatales; Araceae. The record is from the annotation of a GenBank genome assembly.
AUGAGCGUGAUUGACAUCCUGACGCGGGUCGACGCGAUCUGCAAGAAGUACGACAAAUACGAUGUCGAAAAACAGAGGGAUCUCAAUGUCUCUGGCGACGAUGCCUUUGCCCGCCUCUUCACUGACGUUGAGAACGAUAUCGAAGCCGCCCUCCAGGUAAGGGUCUACUACUACCGUUCUUAGGGGAUCUGCUGCGCGCCUCACAUUCCCAUCUUCCCCCCCUGUUCUUGCCUACUUUGCCUUACAUUGGUCACCUUUUCUGCGCGCUAAUUUAGCUUCCAAUUCUGGUCCGUCACUUAAGAAAGCAGAUCAGGCAUCCAAGGAGAAAAACCGGGCAUCUGUUGUUGCGUUGAACGCCGAGAUCCGGCGGACCAAGGCCCGCUUGCUCGAGGAGGUCCCCAAGUUGCAAAGGCUUGCCCUUAAAAAGGUUGGCAUUACUUUCAGCAGCAUUUUCCCACAUUGUUUGGUAUAAUGUUGAGAUGAAGGGCAUGAGGAUAUCCAAGAAUGUGUUACAUGUUGUGAUGCUUAAUUUUAUUCUUCUCUUAGCUAUUACAUUUUCCCUAGUCAUCGCUUCCUUCUGCUCUUGGGCGUAGACACAUUGGAGCAGGGACCUAACUUUGAUCCUAGUACCAUUAUCUUCCUCUAGGGAAUUUUUUGUGUAUAAAACUAUGAAUCGAAAAAAAAUUCUGCUUAUUUAAGAUGAAAAUAUCAUACCCUUGAUUGAAUUUCAAAAUCAUAAUUGCAUGUCCUGUCUGACCCUUCAAUGUGGAACAAUGUUAUUUGUUGAAUCAUAAUUGCUGUAUGCAUUUCUAUUCUUUAUUUAUUAACUACCAUUUUCUUUCAACAACAUUGAAGCUUACUCUUUCUUUUUGCUUGGUGGACCGUCUUCCUUACACAAUCUAGAUUUCAUGCACCGCUUAAGUUGCGAGGAUCUUGUUUCUCUGAGUUUUUGAUUUCUUGGUAGCUCAUUUUGACUCCGACCAGAACGGAGGUUUCGAUUACCUUUAAGGAUGUUACUCGACCUUUGUUUUUUAAUGCUAAACAUGUUGUUUGUGAUGAUCUGCUACAUCAUAUGCGGUUAUGGGUCCUUGGCCGGAUAAAUCAUACUUUACUUCAACUUGUCUAUGGCUUUCCUGGACAUCUUACAAAUCCUUUAAUUUCCAUCCUUUUGAAACCACUGUGAUUCGUUCAACUAGAUUUCUUAUCAAUAUUAUUCCCCUGAACUCAUCGGUCUGUGUUUCAUAGCCUAGGAUUCGGUUGGAAUAAACCAUUAUGCAUGGAUUCAACAUAGCAGAUCUAUUGUGCUACUCUCUUGUAUGUGGUCUUGAUCAUUGCUUAUAAUGAUGAUAUGUCGGUUAAACUUUAUCAUACUAAAAGAUGAUGCCCGAGGUCAGAAGAUAGAAAAGGACUGCGCCAACGAAGGAAGAGGAUGUAGAUGUUGAAUUAUUGGUCCAAUUCUUCUCGCUCGAGAUGUCUCCACACAGUAAAUGGUCACUUGGAUAGGAAUCUUGGUAGCGGGUAUAGAGAAAAAAUAUGUAUUCUUGUUUGGUUCCUAAAGCUUAUUGUAGUUUACUGUGAUAUGUCUUUUUUAGCAUGGUGUAUGAGGUCCACAGUAAUGUGUAAUGAUUUUUAGGUGGUGGGAAUUCCAAAAGAAGAGCUAGCUGCACGCAAUGAUUUAGUCCUCGCUCUUCCGGAAAGGAUUCAAGCGAUACCAGAUGGCACUGCGACUGCCGCAAAAAAAACUAGUAGCUCAACUGUUUCUCGCAUGGGCUUGAAAAUUGACUCAACAUCAGGUAAUUGUUUUCGAAACUUUGAAUUUUCCUUAAAAACGAAAAUGUAAACUGAAUGCAUUAGUUUCUAUUUUCUUAUCAAGUUUUUUUGCCAUUGUGUUUCAAUUGAAGGACAUAUAUUCUCUUUCAUUCUCGAUUUUCUGGCUAACAUGUUCAGAAUUGAAUUAUAUUAAUGAAUUGAUUAUUUUGUAUAAGAUUCUUAGAUAGCACGUUCAAAAAAAUUAAACAUAACCACUUUGUUCUAUUGUCUUGGAUUCUUUUCCUUAUCUAAGUCGGUUGAUGCUUGCAACAAUUGAAUGAGAAACUAUUAUUUGUCCGUGAGGACUGAAGGAUGCAUUCUGACUUCUGUGCUUAUUGGUGGGCACUGUUCAUUUUUUUGCCAUGCAUUUGCAGGAGUCUGAAAGGGUUGUGAAGCUUUACGUAGUGAUGUGAGCAUUUCAAUCACCAAUUUCUGACAUAGCCAAUCCCAUUACUGGAACAUCGUCAUUGAGCAUACCUUUUGUUGAGGAAUCAUCUUCAUUGGGGAAUUUUUUUGAACCAAAAUAAUUGUUGUGGCAUCCCUUGGUUUUAAUUAUCCGAAAUCUUGGUGUGGUCGGUACUCAAAAUUCGUGUAAAUGGAAGAUCCACCAAGAAACUUUGGAGCUAAACUAAUAUGAAUGGAGUCAGUAGGUGGAUGGGUAAGACUGUGCAUGUUAUAACAAGUCAGUCGACAGAUUAUCAAUUCUUCCAUGACCAGUGGAGCAUCAGAAAAAGAGUGGAAAGACGUGGAGCUCUGCAAUAAGAAUACUGCUUUCCUUCAUGACCCGUAAGUUUGAAAACAAAACUAAUAAGGGGUGCGAAAUUAUAAAUUAGAGCCACUUGGGUCAUUGGAUACCUUAGGACUCAGUUUACAUUUAUUCUUCAGUACAUGAACGCUUACAAUGAUGGAAAAUGUUUUGAAGUAGUUUUUAGUCAUUGGUUCCUCAGUAGAAAUGCAUGUAAUCGGUUUUUUCUUCAUUAACUAUCUGAUAUGUUCGUGUGUUUUAAGGACUUCAUAUGAUAUUUUUCCAAAGAAUCAUCUUCAUAAUUUUUAUAAGUACAUUAUAAUAUUUUUGUUCAUAUGCUAUCUUUAUUUAACAUUGAUUUGGGAAGUGGCUGUCCCAAAUCGAUUUUUAGCGCUACAAGUUGGUCUAUGUCCGGAUUAGGUAUUGUUUAAAAGCUCCUCAUCUUUACUUGGCCUAUGUUCUAUCUGAUAUUUGAAUCUAUACUUGAUUACAGACAGUUCACCUAUGAAGCAGACAGUGAAUAGCUUUGAGUCGCCCAAAGUGGAGAGAACUUUUCUGCAUACGCACUUGUUUUUCAUGUGCCUCGUCCUAGAAUGUGAUCUGUUGUUAUACCUCCAUAUGUGGACUUUAAUUCAGUGUUGUUGCAUGCGUAAUGUCAUCAAUAAAAUAUUUGGAAACUGCACGAUUAGACUGAAUCAUUUGUUCAAUCUUGAUAUAGUUUCGCCAUAAAGUCUGCCCCAAAUGUGUUUGAGAGUGGUCAAUUCGAAUAUCGAUGCUUUGGAACGAGACAUUAAUGUAGAGCACAUUGGAUUUAACUUUUCCCCUCCAAUAUAUUGCAGAUGGUCGGUUUGAGAGUGAGUACUUUGAGCAAACAGAACAGUCAAGUCAAUUCAGACAAGAAUAUGAAAUGCGCAAAAUAAAACAGGCAAGUAUUAUUUAAAAGGAUUGUACAUGACUAUAUUGCAUGUUGUGGAAUAUCCAAUCGCAUUUCAUUUCUCCCCCUCAUAUUUAGAUUGCUCUGUGCGAUUAACACAUAAGUCCAGUGAAAUAUAAAAGCCGAAAAAGAAAUGGUUCCCUAAGGAUUGCAUCUUUAUAUAUGUCACUAUAAUUAUAAGGGAAAUGAAAAGAGAGUAGCUCGAGAACAAAUCUACCUUCUUUUCAGUCUAGGCCAUACAAAUGGUGGAUUUCCAUUCCUAGUAUAUAUUAUAAAGUUUUUUUGUUUUAGAAUAUGAUGAUUAAAUAUUCUCUACCUUGGACACUUUUAAAAAUCAGCAAAGCAUGCCCAGAAGUCAUUCGCCCCUGCUAGAGGUUAAACCAAACCAAAGGAAUCCUCAAUAAACUCCGCAUAAUAGUUACAAUUUCUGUAAUAAAUAUUGCUCUGGCGCUUGCCAUAUCAUAUAUCUCCUAUUCCGUAUUCCCUCUUUCCACUGUACCGUUGUCCUCAGGUGUUGUGCACGGAUAGUUUAGUCUUCCUUGAUACCCUAUUCUAGGGUCUGCUCGGUUGUAGGAAGUUCCUCUCAUGAACAGCUCCCAGAAUUAGGUUUUCGUGAAAAUCCUUAUUGUUCGUCAAUGUUUGUCUACAUAUUGUCUUCAGUCCCCCUUAUUGAGCGACGGAGAUGCUGGGUCAGUUUCAGCAAUCUUCAUGAGGCCAACUAUUUCUGCAGUGGGGGAGAGCAUAAGUCCAGUGACAAAAUUCAUUUCCUCUCUUGCAGAACACUCGAGUUUGAGAUGAAAAAAUCAGGAAUAAUUCAAAGAACUGAAAAAGAGGAGAGAUAAGGUGUGUAAUAAACAUUAAAAUUUUGUAGCUGUGAUGUUUUUUGUGGUACAGACUGGUUUCCAACUCUUUAAGGACUAAAGGAAUCCGUUGAUCACUCUAUUCUUUUCCUAAUGUAACUUGCUCUACUCUUGGUCGUGUUCUGGAAAGAAAUCCAUGGUUCAAAGCAAGUUGGAUCCAACUUGUCAUUUGCAUACUAGUUUUUGGUUGUAUGCUCUGAGCUUCAAUGCCCUUGGCUACGCUUGGUUUAUUAGACAACCAAGUCAGGUACUGUUGUUUGAAGCAAUAGGGGAAGCAAAGAGCAUCUGUUCAUUCGAGUCAAAUUAACGUAACAGGAAAUCAAAAGCAUUUGUUCUGGGAGAAAGUUUCCCUAAUAAAUAUGAGUUAAAUUAAUUGUAACAUUUUCUUCGUAAAUAAGAAUUUAUUUUAGGUAGUUUUAGUUGUUAAUGGUGUUUCUCAUAAGAAAAGGCAAUCCUCUGUUUACAGGACCAAGGUUUAGAUGCUAUUGCAGAAGGACUGGACACCCUGAAAAAUAUGGCUCAUGACAUGAAUGAGGUUAGUUUUUUGUGGUAUGCUGUUCAUUGUGGAGUCAAAUGAUAACCCUACUCCUCUUCACUGUCUUUUUUUCAGGAACUGGACAGACAAGUUCCUUUGAUGGACGAGAUUGACACCAAGGUCAUUUUUUUCCUUUUCUCCUUGUCUUUUUUUUUUCUUUUAUCAUGUUUUCAACUAUGAACAUAGAAUUCGUAGAAAAAAUUGUGCAGUCAGAUUGUAAUGAUUGUUUUUCUUGCAGGUGGAUAAGGCAGCUUCUGAUCUAAAGAAUACCAAUGUCAGACUUAAAGAGACUGUUAACCAGGUACCAAAUCAGUAAAAAAAGGCUCCAAAUUACAAUUGUAACAUCUUUUGGCGUGUUCUAAUAAUUAAAACUCUCUUUUCCAGCUAAGAUCCAGUCGCAACUUUUGCAUCGACAUUAUACUGUUGUGUAUUAUUCUGGGAAUCGCCGCAUAUCUGUACAAGUAAGUUAUGGCUUGACUUUGCCUUAUUUUUAAUGAGUUUUGUUUGAAAAGGUAG